Molecule: messenger RNA, 978 nt
Organism: Lingula anatina
Lineage: Eukaryota; Metazoa; Brachiopoda; Lingulata; Lingulida; Lingulidae
Product: ciliary microtubule inner protein 2B-like
Source: RefSeq, a predicted model, not a curated record
AUGUACAAGUUCCACGGUGUGGGCGAGUCCAUCGGGAAAGUGACGGCGCGUCUGCUGAAGGACCCUGGCGUUCCCCACUCCGACCACUCUCUUCUGAGGAGCAUCCACAAGUCCGAUGAUGGAGAGAAGGAAAAAGAGAAAAAAGCUCUGCUGCAUGCUAGAUCCGAAAGACUAGGACGCUCGGAGAAAUUCAACGAAGGAAUGAUCGCGGGUUAUUCAGGUCAUAUUCCAAGACAUCACCUUUACAAUUGGGGGAAGAGCUUCCCAGAAACGGCCAACGAUGCCAUCUCCGAUUUCGAGCGAGAACAAAGAAGGGAGAAGAGUAAAAAAAGAGGAUCGUAUCUUCUUGCCAUCGACGGUGCCAAAAUGCAGUAUUUACCCCGUGGUGAAUCCGACCAUACAUUGUCAAAUGAGGUUCCAUCAAACAAUGGCCUAAAAUUGCCGGACGUUCGUCUUAACCUUAGACUUCCUCUAGAGCCGGUACAGGCAGAAGCUGACCCCUACGUCUCCCCUAGGUCUAUGGAGGCCGCCGAACAAUACAACAAGUCCCCCUACCAGAUGGACAACUCGAGUCCGAGGAAAUAUUUUAUGUCCGGUUACAUGGGCCAUGUCCCGCACUCACAAAACAAGGUGGGCAAAUGUUUCUCCUUCCUCAGUCACCAGGCUCUCAACGACUUCACGGACUACAUGACGCACUGGAACAGCGUGCGACGAGCGCCCGUGAAGCCAGACCGCGAGGUGGCGGGCUCGUGGCCGCAAAGUCCACGUACUACUCCGGCCGUCAUCUACCCCACGAGAACAGGGAUGAUACCUCGCUACGCGGGACACGUGCCAGGAGAAAAAUUUCGAUGUGGGAAAACGUGGUGGGAGAUGACGACGGACACCCUGGAACGCCGCCCGGACUCCGAGAAGAAGAGCAGAACAGGGCCCUCAAAGAAGGAUUUAGAGGCCGUCGUACGGUCCUACACCUUUGCUUAA